CUAUCCUGGUAAAUUCCACUCUCAGAUGCUAAACAUUCUUUCACAAUAUGGAAAUGCUUCUGGAGUUUCUGAUCCUCUUUGGACUCAUUGGGAAAUUGAAUCUUUGAAACAUGCUUUCGCCGUGAGGAUGAAUCUUGGUGACCCUGAGUUUGUAAAUGUACGAGUUCUAGCCGAUAUGCUUUCUCCUGAGUUUGCUGAGGAGUUAAAGAAAAGUAUAUAUGACAACAUGACUUUUGAUCCCAGCCAUUACGGUGGCAGGUGGAGGCAAAUCAAUGACCAUGGCACCAGUCAUUUGUCUGUCAUAGAUCCUCAAGGAAAUGCCAUCUCCAUGACUGGUACUGUGAAUGGAUACUUUGGUGCUAAUGUAUUGUCGUCGAGUACAGGGAUUGUCUUAAACAAUGAAAUGGACGACUUCUCUAUACCUGGAAAUGAUUCUACAGGUCUACCACCAGCACCACCCAAUUUUAUCAGGCCAGGAAAAAGGCCAUUAUCGCCCAUGACACCAGCUAUAAUCCUAAAGGAUGGCCAACUAAAAGCUGUCGUGGGCGCAAGUAUGGGAGCCUUGAUCAUUCCUGCGACUGCAGAGGUUCUCGUAAACCAUUUUGCUAGGGGAAUGGAUCCACUCUCUUCUGUCAUGGCUCCUCGGGUCUAUCAUCAGCUAUUACCUAAUGCGGUUCAUUAUAAGAACUGGACGUCCGUGACUGGCGAUCACUUCGAAGUUCCUGCUCAAAUUAGGAGAGUCUUACAAAAGAAGGGCCAUGUCCUAGAGCCCUCUCCUUCUGGGGCUAUUUGCCAGUUUAUAGUUCAAGAUAUAAGGGCUUUGAAGGAUAAUGGAUGCGUUCUGGAGAUUGUGGCAGUGAGCGUUCCAAGAAAAGGUGGGGUUCCUGCUGGUUUCUAA
Messenger RNA from Malus domestica (apple), 898 nucleotides. RefSeq names its product putative inactive glutathione hydrolase 4. Lineage: Eukaryota; Viridiplantae; Streptophyta; Magnoliopsida; Rosales; Rosaceae. The record is from RefSeq and is a predicted model, not a curated record. Gene Ontology annotation, biological process: glutathione catabolic process. Gene Ontology annotation, cellular component: plasma membrane. Gene Ontology annotation, molecular function: glutathione gamma-glutamate hydrolase.